Molecule: messenger RNA, 1233 nt
Organism: Brugia malayi
Lineage: Eukaryota; Metazoa; Nematoda; Chromadorea; Rhabditida; Onchocercidae
Gene: Bma-rig-5
Exons: 11
Coding region: 1-1233 (410 amino acids)
Cellular component (GO): neuron projection
Source: RefSeq, a predicted model, not a curated record
AUGCCAACAUUUGUUGAACCUGUAAUGGCGAAUGUCACCGCAAUUAAAGGUCAAGAUGUGGAAUUCAGGUGUCAAGUAUCCAAACUUGGCAAACAUAUGGUAGCAUUUGCUCGAGCAGAUACGCCACCAAGGUUAAUUGCUUUUGGUGAAAAGGUAUUCCGGCAACGAUACAAAUAUGAAAUUAGACGAACAAUGAAUGAUAAUGAAUGGAUUUUAGUCGUUAAAAAUAUCCAAGAAAAUGAUAUAGGUGGUUACUCGUGUCAACUAAACACCGAUCCAAUACUUUCAAAAAUUGGUUACCUUCAUGUUAAAGUUCCACCGUACGUGGCUCGAACAACAGCAGCAGUUGUAGAGGUACGUGAAGGACAAAAUGUUACUUUGUCAUGUCGAGCAUUUGGUGAUCCACCACCGACUGUCGUAUGGAGGAGACAAGAUCGACAGAUUAUCCGAUUUAAUGGUGUUACUGGCUAUGGAGCAACUGUAUUUAAUGGUUCUGAUAUGACAAUUAUUAAAGUAAGCCGUAAACAUAUGAGUGAAUAUAUUUGUGUCGCAAGUAAUGGUGUACCACCAGAUGAGUCCUGGACUGUGAAACUUCAUGUUACAUUUGAGCCAACGGUUGUACCGCAAGCUGAAAUUGUUCAGGUAGCACUUGGUAAUCAGAUUAGCUUAGUUUGUAAUGUGGAAGCUUGGCCAAAGCCAUUAGUGAAAUGGGGAAAAAAUGGACAAGAAAUAUUCAACUCAUCAACAUUUUCAUUUUCAAAUGAAGUAUCAGGCAGAUAUUGUAGCAUACACAUAUUAACUAUCAAAAAUAUUAGCAAAAAUGAAUUUGGUACAUAUCGAUGUAUUGCGAUAAAUGAUAACGGUGAACAUUUUGCUGAUAUUAUUGUGAAAGAAGGAAGCUCAGCAUACAAUAAAUUUGCAGCAAUGUUUAUUGAGGGUUCCGGAUAUCCGGAUCAUGAUAGUGAUGACGAUGAUGAUGAUGAUGAUGAUGAUGAUGAUGAUGACGAUGACAGUGAUAAUGAUAAUAACAACGGCAACACUAUUAAUAACAAUGAUUACAGCGAUAAUCAUUCUAUCAUAUCACCAUACAAAUUAGAAAAUUCUUCUAAUUCUAUGAGGAAAUCGGCUGAAACAUUUCAAAUUGAACCGUAUUCAGGAAGAUUCCUCUCAACACAUUCUUCUCAAUAUCGAAAGGAUCACAUACAAGCACAAACUUCAACAGCUGGUAAGUAA